Sinocyclocheilus grahami is the source of this 1318-nucleotide messenger RNA. Its product is annotated as methylmalonic aciduria and homocystinuria type D protein, mitochondrial-like. The record is from RefSeq and is a predicted model, not a curated record. The coding region runs from base 123 to 1010 and encodes 295 amino acids. Gene Ontology annotation, cellular component: mitochondrion. The transcript is spliced from 8 exons. NCBI's taxonomy places the organism in Eukaryota, Metazoa, Chordata, Actinopteri, Cypriniformes, Cyprinidae. Gene Ontology annotation, biological process: cobalamin metabolic process.
CCUUUACACGCUGCCGUUGUUACGUUAUCAAAAGGUUAAAGAAGACUAGCUUUUAGCAAGCUAACAGCUAACAUCAAUCUCACAAAAUUCAGGUGAACUGUAAACAAGAGAAGCCCAACAGGAUGACCAGUGUGCUCUGCUGCAGAGCUCGGCUGGUGACGUACCUGCCUGGGCUUCACAUUCUAGUUCAUCGUGUUGUUGGAGCCAGGACUUUCUCUGGGGCGUCCGGCUCAGAUGAGCCACACCUGAACAACACAACCCCUGACACUGCACAAAGGACAGUGUGGCCAGACGAGACCAUGGGCCCAUUCGGACCUCAGGAUAAGCGUUUCCAGUUGCCGGGAAAUGUGGGUUUUGACUGUCACUUGGAGGGUCCAGCGGAGCAGAGGACUACCCCAAUCUACAGCGUGAUGCCAGACGUGCUCACUGCUCAGUCCAGCAGUGAGAGGCACGACUUCAUCCUGGCCCAGUUAAUCAACGAGCUUCAUGAAAGUGAUAAAGCAUCCACAGAACAGAACGUGGAUAAAGCAGAGCACUUUUUCGAUCAUUCUAUUGUGGAGUGUGCCAUUCAGUCUUGCCCUGAAUUGUUAAAGAAAGAUUUUGAGUCCAUGUUCCCCGAGGUCCCGUCGACUGGCAUGAUGGUGGUCACUGUGACUCAACGAACACAGAACGACAUGACGGCCUGGACUGAGCAAGUGGACCAGGAGAGAGAAGAGCUGCUUGCUAAAUUUGUUGAAGGUGCAAAGGAGAUAUGUCAUGCUCUCCGAACAGAAGGAUUCUGGGCUGAUUUCAUAGACCCAUCAUCUGGACUUGCAUUCUUCGGUUCAUACACAAACAACACGCUCUUUGAAACGGAUGAAAGAUAUCGCCAUUUAGGUUUUCAGAUCGAGGACCUGGGCUGUUGUAAAGUGAUUCGGCACGUAAUGUGGGGGACGCAUGUUUUUGUGGGCACACUUUUCACCACAGCGCCACCCAACAGCCAGAUCAUGAAGAAGCUACAAGGAAACUAAAGUUAAUUAGUUAAAGGAAACUAUUGGGAACACUAUUAAUAUCAAAAUCAAACAUCAGCUUUGAGAUGAUUAGUACAAUCAAAAACACAUUUACAUCCCAUUAUGCACUUAAUGAAGGUGCCCAAUGGCUGCUGCUGGAAAUGUGUAUUUAUUUUUGUAGAUCAAAAAGCACUUUUGGUGUGACUUUUAUUUUGGGUGCGUGUGCUACAGAGGGAAGUUCUGUCACAUGUCCAGCAUCUUUCAGUCUCUCUCUUCCUAUAUGUUGCCUUUCUUGUACUACAGACCUCAAAGAAACUAAAAUGUGACAG